Messenger RNA from Phycodurus eques (leafy seadragon), 2450 nucleotides. It is a transcript of the gene ntd5, whose product is annotated as ntl-dependent gene 5. Gene Ontology annotation, cellular component: extracellular region. The record is from RefSeq and is a predicted model, not a curated record. NCBI's taxonomy places the organism in Eukaryota, Metazoa, Chordata, Actinopteri, Syngnathiformes, Syngnathidae. The transcript is spliced from 8 exons. The coding region runs from base 46 to 1161 and encodes 371 amino acids. Gene Ontology annotation, molecular function: peptidase inhibitor activity.
GCCCCACGAGCCCUCCCCUGUUCCUUCCAAAGGCCGAUUGUGGGCAUGUCCCACCCUCAGAUGGUCGCAGGCCUGACUAGAAGGAUGAACCGUGCACUGCUGCUCCUGUCCCUGACGUGGGCCCUGACUGGGACCGUGACCCCGCAGACUAGUACAGAGUCGUGCCCGAAGAGACUCGUGGGGGACGAGAGAAGGAGGACGUGUCCGCGUCCAUGCAAAGCUGACCAAGACUGCGGCAACAAGCGUCAGUGUCUGUGCGAUGGACAGUGUGGUCUCAGCUGUGUAGCUCCAGGUCGUACGUGUCCCUGGCCGCUGCCCCCCAGGGAAGACGCCGUGGCUCGGCUCCUUUCUCCCACGCACUCCUUCUCCGCCCUACUGGAGGUGCGAUGCAAGCCGGGGUUUACGUUACCCAGCGGCACGGAUGCCACCAUUCGCCGUUGUCAAGGUGACCGCCAGUGGAGCGGGGAUGAGCCCGUCUGCACAGAAGCUGAACUCCCUGCAGCUACUGCGUCAUCCCCGACCUGCCUCCUUCCCCAGGAGGUGACGAGCACCUUUGCCAUCGAGGGCGCCGCCGCCGUGGGGACGGCCAUCCGCUACAGCUGCCUGUCAGGGGCCGACAUAGUGGGAAGCAGUGAGAAUUACUGUCAGGAGAAUCAAACCUGGCAGUAUCCACACCCCAUCUGUAAAAAAGUGUACUGUGAGCCACCUCGCGAGGUGGCGCAAGGCUACGUGGUGGCCGUCCAGAAGACGGAGUAUGAGGUGGGCUUUGACAUCCAUUACCUCUGCAAGAAGAACUUCCGCCUGGACGGACCCCAGAAGGUCACCUGUUUGGCUAACGGCAGCUGGAGCGCGGCGCCCCCGUCCUGCAGGGCUCGCUGCCUCAUCCCUGCCGAGAGAAGCCGCGUGAUGGUUGACGGCGUGAAGCGGUGGCCUUUUGACAUCACAGAUGCCAUGGUCCCUCACGGAGAGACCGUCACGUUCUUCUGCAAACACCCUCACAAGCAGUGCAGCUUCAGCGCCGCACAGACGUGCUCGGACGGCAAGCUGCAGCGGCCCGCCUGUUACCUCGAGCCCACUUGGCUGCAGUAUAAACUCUUCCCUCACCGGCUCGUCUCCCAGAUUGAAGCGUGCGACAGCGCCGACGAAGAGGAGACCUUCUGACCUUGUUGCGCACUCGUAACACACUGUCACGUCUCCUGUUGCUGUGGUUCAGCGGGCCCCACUGCCUGAUCUGUGCCUCCCGGUGCUUGAUUCGAACCCUGCUCAGACCAUAUGCCCUCCUCUCGUCCAUUCUCUGAAAAUCACUUUGUGUCAUAUUGACUGUAUUAAAACAGUCAUUAUGACGUGAGAGUAGUACAUGAUCAAUAGGACCUGUGAAAAAAUAUCUGCCGUCUCUGGCCACGUUUCAACUUCAAACUGAUAACACGGAAUGCGGCUGUGAUUGUGUAACAAAUGAUUGAUACUUUGUAAGUCACGCCUUCUGUCUCCGAUUGGUUGCGCAGUGGUUUCUGAUUUGAUUUCUAAAUCAAAGUCGAGACACAGGAUGGGGCCAGAGACGGCUGAUUUUUUUUUCACAGAUCAUUUUUUUUGUCAUGCAGAGUGGCGCCUUGGGAUACAAGUGACCUGCCUCUUGAGUUUUCCGAGACAAAAGCUGUCGUUGGUCUGAUUUGUAUUUUUUUUUUGCUUGUACUUGCAACCGCUGUAUGGUGGCAUUGAGCUCAGUUCACUUCACAAUAAGCAGCAGUUUGGCAGAUAGUUAACAAUUCUUGCAAAAAGAGACUUCAAACUGUUUAACGCUACUCCCAGUUAAGGUUUAUUGUCAAACUUAACAUAAAACAAAGAGAAUUACAUGUCGUGUAUUUAAAAUAACCACAUAAUUUUGCUUUACUGUCCGCUAGUUUAAUGCCAACACAUAAUGUGAAACACUAUAGACAGGCUAACGAAUAGCAUUAAUAAUGUUGGAGUUAUAGCCCUUUAAGAAAUGGAUAUUUGAACAUGGAAUGGUGGAGCAACACAUGUAGACAAGAUAUCACUAUACGCAAAGGCAUAUAUUCUUUAUCCUCUGUGAAGAAUGACUAAUAUUAUUCCAGUUUACUAAAGCACAGUGUAGUGGUGACUCUUCUUUGUGUCUGUAUGACUGUAUUAUACUACACCCAAGUCGCCAAGGCAGGCACACCAAAGGGAACAGCACAAUGAAUUGAAUGGAAGCAUUAAAUCAUGAUGCGCUGACUGUUUAAUUCUUUACAUGAUAUUUAAUUAUUUUAUUAUUACGCCAUGCUUUUAUGAAGUACAAUAUUAUUGAAUGUGCUUUUCCACAAUACAUUUUUUGAUGAGGAGGAGAAUGGCAUGAAUUAAUGGCUUUUUUUUCAAUCCAUAUCAAUGGGGAAAAAUUGAAGUUUAAGAAGUUACAUGUGUGGGCACGGAAUAAAAUAAACUUGUAUCUCAAGGCA